Molecule: messenger RNA, 3584 nt
Organism: Salvia hispanica
Lineage: Eukaryota; Viridiplantae; Streptophyta; Magnoliopsida; Lamiales; Lamiaceae
Source: RefSeq, a predicted model, not a curated record
GAAUUCUUCGAUGAAGACAAAUGGAGUAUUAAAAAGUAGAAAUGCAAGAGCUAGCUGACAAUAUAAAAUUCCAAUCCAACACCACCAUCACUGCUUUCUAUUCUACACCUCUCUUUCUCUCUCCCGGCGCAAUUCAAUUGCCUCUCUCUGUCUAUAUAUAGAUGCGUCUUACAUGUAUUAAAUUACUCCUUCAAUUCCACUAUUGGUUGAGUUUCUAGUUAGUAACGGAAGCUGAAGCUUCACUAUUCCAUGCAGAUUAGAUUUUUAUUGCUACUCACUUCGUAAUAAUGGGGAAAACCAGAUAUUUCAAACUUUUCUGCUUCAUCUUGAUUGCCUUUGCCUCCACCACUUUGUGCAGCUCAGCACCCAAGCAGCAGCUCCACCAAAAUGAAGUGAGGGCUUUGAAAGAGAUAGCGAAAAGAUUGGGGAAAAAAGACUGGGACUUCAGCACAGAUCCCUGCAGUGGAGAAGGGAAUUGGAGUAUGCCUGUCACAGUGAAAGGCUUUGAGAGCUCUGUCACUUGUGAUUGCUCUUUUCAUCAGAUGUCUACUUGCCAUAUUGUUAGCAUAGCUUUGAAAGCACAGAAUUUAACAGGAGGUGUGCCAUCAGAGUUUUUCAAGUUUCACCAUCUUAAACGCUUGGAUCUUAGUAGGAAUUACUUCAAUGGCUCCAUACCUUCUCAGUGGGCAACAUUGACCUUGGCUGAUCUCUCCUUUAUGGGAAAUAGAUUGUCUGGUCCAUUUCCAAAGGUUAUUACCAAGAUGACCUCCCUCGUCAACCUGAGUCUUGAAGGGAACCAGCUUUCUGGACCCGUUCCUUCAGAUAUUGGACAAUUGGUCAAUUUACAAAAGCUUGUGUUAUCUUCAAAUGCAUUCACAGGAGCUUUACCAACGGCAUUGGCCAAACUGACCUCACUACUUGACAUGAGGAUUAGUGACAAUAACUUCACAGGAAAGAUCCCCGAGUAUAUCAACAGCUGGAAAGAUGUUCAAAAGCUGCACAUGCAAGGUUGCUCUCUCGAGGGCCCGAUUCCUUCUUCCAUAUCUUCCCUAACGAGCUUAAGUGACUUGAGGAUUAGUGAUUUAACAGGUGGGGAAUCAACUUUUCCCCAACUAAGCAAAAUGAAAUCCAUGAAAGUGCUGAUACUCAGAAGUUGCUUGUUACAUGGAGAGAUCCCUCCAUAUAUUGGAACCAUGGAAAAAUUGAAAAAUCUGGACCUCAGUUUCAAUGAUUUGACUGGAGAAAUUCCUGAAUCAUUUGAUCAGCUUACAAAAAUUGAUUUUAUGUUCCUGACGAGAAAUAGACUCACAGGACGAAUUCCAGAUUGGAUUUUACAGAGAAACAAGAAUGCUGAUCUCUCGUAUAAUAAUUUCACAUCUGGACCAAUCGAAUGCCCGAGAGGGAGUGUAAACCUGGUGGAGAGCCUGUCAACACACUCUGAUAAAUUUGUGCAUCCAUGUAUGAAGCAAGAGUUUCCUUGUUCUGAUACAAAAAAUCAAGAGAAUUACUCGUUGCGCAUCAAUUGUGGUGGCAAGGAUGUAGAUAUUGCAAAUGGCACCACAUACAAAGCUGAUUCGGAAGCUAGAGGUGCUUCAAUGUUCUACAUGGGGCAGGCGCAGAACUGGGCGUUUAGCAGCACGGGGAACUUCAUGGAUGAUGAUCUCGACUCUGAUAACUAUGUUGUCACGAAUGUUUCCACGCUUUACAACACCGCCCCGCCAGUAUCAGAGCUUUACACAACUGCACGCGUAUCUCCCCUCUCCCUGACCUACUAUGGCCUUUGCCUCCUGAACGGGAACUACACAGUGACACUCCAUUUCGCGGAGAUUGCUUUUACAAACGACACUUCAUUCAACAGCCUUGGGAGGAGGAUAUUUGAUGUGUACUUGCAGGGGAAGCUGGUUUUGAAGGAUUUUAACAUUGCAGAGGCGGCUGGUGGACCAGGAAAGCCCAUUAUAAAAAAUUUCACCGUCUCUGUGACGAGCCACACUCUCAAAAUCCAUCUUUACUGGGCAGGAAGAGGGACUACAGGCAUCCCCUUUCGAGGAACUUAUGGCCCUCUGAUAUCAGCCAUAUCAGUCGAUCCUAACUUCAGACCCCCGGUUCAUCACAAAAGGAUCAGUUCAACUUUGUUGGCUGGAACAAUUGCUGGAAGUGUUUGCCUUCUAGCUUUGGUUCUAGGCUUCUUGCACAAGAAAGGCUAUUUAGGAGGCAAAUCCACUACAGAUAAAGAGCUUAGAGGCCUCGAUCUACAAACUGGUAUCUUCACACUACGACAGAUCAAAUCCGCGACAAAUAACUUUGAUCCAGCCAACAAGAUUGGCGAGGGCGGUUUUGGUUCCGUUUUCAAGGGGCUGCUGUCAGAUGGAACCAUAAUUGCUGUAAAGCAGCUAUCCUCAAAGUCCAAACAGGGAACGCGGGAAUUCGUUAACGAGAUAGGAAUGAUAUCUGCGUUGCAGCAUCCGAAUCUCGUGAAGCUUUACGGUUGCUGUGUCGAAGGGAAUCACCUGAUGCUGGUGUAUGAGUACAUGGAAAACAACUGCGUCUCUCGUGCUCUUUUUGGGAAGGGCGCGGCUCAGAAGCACCUGCUGGAUUGGCCCACAAGGAGGAAAAUCUGCCUCGGCAUAGCUAGAGGUUUGGCUUAUCUGCACGAGGACUCAAUGGUGAAGAUAGUCCACCGCGACAUCAAAACAAGCAACGUAUUGCUGGACAAGGAUCUGAACGCAAAGAUAUCUGAUUUUGGGCUGGCAAAGCUGAACGAGGAUGAUAAGACUCACAUUAGUACGAGGAUUGCUGGGACUAUUGGUUACAUGGCACCAGAAUACGCGAUGCGUGGCUACCUCACGAACAAGGCAGACGUCUACAGUUUCGGCGUGGUGGCGCUGGAAAUAGUCAGUGGUAAAAGCAACACCAACUACAGGCCCAAGGAAGACUUCGUAUACCUUCUUGACUGGGCUUAUGUUCUCCAAGAGAGGGGCAGUCUACUAGAGCUAGUCGACCCGGAUUUGGGAUCAGCAUACUCGUCGGAAGAGGCAAUGGUGGUGCUGAAUGUGGCUCUUCUGUGCACGAACGCUGCCCCAACCCUGAGGCCGACCAUGUCGCAAGUGGUGAGCAUGCUGGAGGGUCGGACAGCUGUGCAGGAUUUGCUGUCCGACCCGGGAUUCUCGACGGCAGACUCCAAGUACAAGGCCAUAAGAAACCACUUCUGGCAGCAUCCUAGUGUGAGCCUUAGCAUGUCCACAGAUGCUUCUGAUUCUUCCCUUUCAAAUCAAGAUAGAGUUGUGGAUCCCGGAAGCUGAUUAUGAUGCAGCAGGCAGCAGCUACACCUAGUAAUUAGUACUAGUAUUAUAAUUUUCCCAACCAACUGUGUAUAUAGAAUUAGAAUGUCUUGUGUUUUGUCUGCUUUCUUGGGUUUAUGUAUUCGACAGUGUAUUGACUCCAUAGUAGUAGUACUAACUAUUUUAUACUGGUGCAAUAGUUGAAACAUCUAGUAACACAAAUAGGACUAGUCACAAUAUUUGCUGCUUGUGCACAUUUUUGUAAAUUACAAUUUGUAGCUUUUGUACAUUACCAUUUUGAUUAUC